Molecule: messenger RNA, 1664 nt
Organism: Quercus lobata
Lineage: Eukaryota; Viridiplantae; Streptophyta; Magnoliopsida; Fagales; Fagaceae
Product: Putative membrane lipoprotein
Exons: 1
Coding region: 128-655 (175 amino acids)
Source: RefSeq, a predicted model, not a curated record
UGGUGGAUCCGGAAGGAAAACACAGCUCUAACCUAAGACCAACAAAACUCUCACACGGAGAGAGAAGGAAAAAAAAAGAAAAAAAGUGAGAGUUUCACAUCCUUGUCAUCUUCCAUCUUCACUUUCAAUGGAGGAUAGGAAAGAAGAUGUUAGAAUAUACAUAAUCUCGUUUCUUUUCUUCUCCUGCAUAGUUUGUGGAGGUGUCUUGCUCUCCAUCUACCUUUUUCUUCCACAAUCACAAUCCUCAACUUGGUAUCCAAUCGCAGGACUAAUUCUUGUUGGGGUCCCAUGGCUCUUCUGGUUCUUGGCAUAUUUAUAUCGAUGCAUCAGACCCGGCCAUGAUAGAUCCGAAAUCAACGAGGGCGGUUGCAGUAAUGGCAGACCAUGCCCACCUGCCGUCUCCGCCACGAGCGAGGAGGAGUGCCCUUUAGACUCUCCAUGUGGCGGUGGUGGGGAACGCCGAGUGCAUUUCGGGGCGGUUGUUGUGUUGGGAAAAGAGGCAGAUCAGGGUGUUGGACAAAGAGGACAUGACAUUGUUGUGACAGAGACUAAUGGUAACUCCGCAGUGGAUGAACAUGAACGUCAUCAUGAUAACAACGGUUUGGUUGGAUUUAGGGAGAGCGAAAUGCCAUUGUCUUUGAGAGUUUCAUCUUGAUAAUAAUGAAUCAGGUACGUCAAAAAGUGCAAGUUAUUGAUAUGUGUUUGCCAUGGCUGUAGGUUUCUGUUUUUUUUUUUUUUUUACAAUCAAAGUUAUGGACAAGAAAAAAGCAUGCUAUAGAGAAAUAUUGGGCUACAUCCAUGGAUGCCAAAAAAAAAACAUUGCAGUGAAAGGGACCAAAUUUAGUAGACAUAGCACAAAUUUAGUUUCUUUAUCAAAUUUAUUUUUGAAAUAUCUUCACAAGCAAGGGCUUGAGAGAUCCAAAAGUGAUAUAAAACUAUUUUCUCUAUACAAACUAUGGAAGUUGGCUUAUAAGUCUCUUGUGAAAAUUUUACCAUUCUGCUAGUCUGCUACAUUGGAAAAGACUAGAGGCCUCAGUUAAAUUAUCUAACCCUAGAACCGUACAAUGUAAAUUAAGAACGCCCUGGAAUUGCUGUGGCAUAUGGAUUUUAUUGCGCGCGUUUGGAGAGUAAUACUAAUACAAACUUUUUGCUUGGUUUAUGUGUAGCAAUUUUAAAUAUAUUUUUUAGUAAUUCGGAGAGGGUAUUAGAACCUUAGAUGUCUCUGUUUGUGUCACGUCUCGAAUGUAUUCAACAAGUCUAGGUCUAGUAUAGCCUAAGGCUAACAAACCUCAAGAGUCUAACUAUUGUCUCCACAAAUUUAGUAAGACCAAAUUACCAACUAUGAAUAAUGAGAGUCUCCCCAUAAACAUAAAUUUAGUUUUGAAUUUCAGUAUAUAUAUACUUUCUUAAUGGAGAAGAAUAUUUUAUUUAUGUUUUGGCCCAUAAAGAUAAAUUUUUUAUUUUGUCCCUAUGAUUAGCGGCUUGUUUGGUUAGAUGGAAAAGGGAGAUAGAAAUGGAAGAUUUCAUUUGUUUAGUAUGGUGGAAAAUAUGGAGAAUGGAAGAAAGUGUGUGGAGUAUUCCACCGAGUCCCACCAAAAACUAAUCUCUCAAUUUGGGAGGAAAAGUGGGAAAUACAUGUUUUUUUUUUUUACUAGGAAUUUACU